Molecule: messenger RNA, 1281 nt
Organism: Penicillium olsonii
Lineage: Eukaryota; Fungi; Ascomycota; Eurotiomycetes; Eurotiales; Aspergillaceae
Source: the annotation of a GenBank genome assembly
AUGCCUGAAAUCACCGACGACACACCAGUUCACCUCACCGAGGUGGACGUCGACCUUGAUGUGCAAGAAAUCCUCCUUGCCGCAUCACAGCAUGAUAACGCCAAGCUUCGUACUCUACUCCGCAACCAAACCACCCUGCCAGACGCAGCAAACGUGAAAGACUCCGAGUCCGGCUUCACACCCCUCCACUCCGCAAUCGCCGCCUGCGAGCGCGACACAGAGUCCAAUGACACACAAAACGGUACCAGCAGCGAAGUCACAGAGUCAAACCCCAAGGGACUGGAUACCGAGACACUGAAGUCAGCAGUCCUGACCGUCAAGUUCCUGCUGCAGGAGGGCGCGAUCUGGAACGACCUCGACACAAACAACGAGACGCCUGGAUGUCUCGCUCGCCGAAUUGGAGCUCUCGAGCUCUACGACCUGAUUGUUGACGCGGGUGUGCGCGCAGAACUCUUGCUGAACCGUCUCGAUGCCUACGAAGAGCUAUCCGACGGCGACGAGGAAGAGGAGAAAGAAGAAGGCGAAGGCGAAGGCGAAGCUGCAACCGAGACCGAGACCGCGCCCGAGCUUGUUGACGCCUCUGCUGAAACUGCCGCAUCUACAGCCACACCCGCUAACCCAGACGUGAGCAACCCGCAAUAUCUAGAGUCGCAUCUGAACAUCCAGAACGACCGCAUUCUGGACGCAGACAAGAAUGGUGUGAUGAUGGAGUGGGAAAGUGAGAUUAUGCGCAAAUCUGCCAAAGCACUUCUCCCCACGCCGGGUCUGAAGGUCCUCAACAUUGGUCACGGAAUGGGUAUUGUCGAUGGGUUCUUCCAGGAGCAAGGGCCUGCGGCGCACCAUAUCAUCGAAGCCCACGAGGAUGUGAUUGCUGAGAUGAAGCGCCGCGGUUGGGACAGCAAGCCCGGUGUCGUGAUUCACCAGGGACGCUGGCAGGAUAUUCUUCCUGGUCUUGUGGCCGAGGGAGAACAGUUUGAUGCAAUUUACUACGACACAUUUGCUGAGUCCUACGGCGACUUCCGCGAGUUCUUCUCCGAGCAAGUCAUUGGCUUGCUUGAGCAGGAGGGCCGCUGGGGAUUCUUCAACGGCAUGGGUGCUGAUCGACAAAUUUCCUACGACGUUUACCAGAAGGUUGCGGAGAUGGAUCUGUUUGAGGCAGGAUUUGAUGUGCAAUGGGAGGAGAUUGCUGUUCCCAAGUUGGAGGGCGAGUGGGAGGGCGUGCGUCGGGCCUACUGGGUUGUAGAUGAUUACAGACUGCCGCUGUGCAAGUUCAUGGACUAA